Molecule: messenger RNA, 1626 nt
Organism: Dromiciops gliroides (monito del monte)
Lineage: Eukaryota; Metazoa; Chordata; Mammalia; Microbiotheria; Microbiotheriidae
Product: general transcription factor IIH subunit 1-like
Biological process (GO): transcription by RNA polymerase I; nucleotide-excision repair; transcription by RNA polymerase II
Cellular component (GO): transcription factor TFIIH holo complex; transcription factor TFIIH core complex
Source: RefSeq, a predicted model, not a curated record
AUGGCAACUUCAUCAGAAGAAGUGUUAUUGGUCAUCAAGAAGGUGGAUCAGAAGAAGCAGGAUGGCGCCUUGUACCUCAUGGCAGAAAGGAUUGCUUGGGCCCCUGAAGGCCAAGACGGCUUUACAGUCAGCCACAUGUAUGCUGACAUCAAAUACCAGAAAAUCAGCGUGGAAGGAAAAGCUAAAGUCCAGUUUCAGCCGGUCCUACACGCAGGAGACAAGACCAACUUCCACUUUGCCCAUGAAAGCAGGGCUUCCAAGGAUCGAGACACUAUGAAAGGCCUUCUUCAGCAGUUGCUACCCAAGUUCAAGAGGAAAGCCAGCAAAGAACUGGAAGAGAAAAACAGAAUGCUGCAAGCAGAUCCUGCUUUGCUCCAGCUUUACAAAGACCUGGUUGUGAGCCAGCUCAUCAGUGCUGAGGAAUUCUGGGCUGGUCCUUUAAGGGUGAAUAACCUGCAGAACCCUGCAGCAGCCCAUCACCAGCAGAAUAUGGGCAUUUCCUCAGCAUUUCCGGCCGAUGUCCACCCUCAAACAGAAGGCUGUAAUGGCCUAAGAUGACUUACUACUGAUAUCAUUGAUUCCAUAUUUAGGACCUCCCCAGCAGUCAAAAUGAGAUAUGCAGAAAAUGUCCCACAUAACGUGACAGAAACAGAGUUCUGGCAGGAUUUUUUUCAGUCCCACUAUUUUCAUAGGGAUAGGCUUUAUGCAGGGUCAAAAGACUUUGCAGAAUGUGCCCAAAUGGAUGAAAGGGCUUUAAAGGCAAUGGUAUCAGUAGGAGUGAAAAACCCACUGCUAGAUUUGACAGCACUGGAGGAGAAGUCAUUAGAUGAGGGCUAUGGGGUUGCCCAUGGACCAUCUCCUUGCAACUCUUCAAAAUCCUUAAAGGUGAAUAGAAAUGCCACCAUCAUCAAGAGAUUUAACCAUCACAGUGCUAUGGUCCUGGCAGCUGGACUCAGGAAACAUGAAGCACAAAAUGAUGACAAUGGUGGGAACAGCAGCACUGAUGGAAACUCUCAGGAGUCAGACUUCUUUGAGCUGUGGGUCAAAAGGCUGAAGUUACAGGAAUCCAUAGAAUAUGAAGACUUGGGUAGGGUGGGGGUGGGGUGGGAUAGUAGCAUAAAAACAAUUGCACUAAGUCUGAAGAAGCCAGACAGGUAUUACCAUGGCCCAACUCCCAUUCAGUCCCUCCAAUGUGCAACAAGUCAGGACAUUACUGAUUCUCUUCAGAAUAUUAAGCAGGAGAUGGAAAGUUAUAUACCCAAACUAACUCAGGUUCUUUCAAGUGGUGCUGCAAGUAGUACCAUCCCAGCCCUAUCCCCUGGAGGAGCACUUAUGCUGGGGGUAUCCCAGCAAGCCAUCAACCAGAUGGCACCAAAGGACAUUUAUUCAGAGCUCAAACACUCGGAUGUGGUCGUGGGGGAGCUGCCAAGGCAUUUCUGGUCCUGUUUUCCUGUGAACACACCAUUCCUGGAAGAAAAGGUAAUGAGGAUGAAGAGGAAUUUGGAACAAUUUCAAGCUACUAAGCUCCGCCCACUCCAAGAAAAAAUUCAGAGACAUUAUUUAAGCCCAAGUCUGGCAAGUCACAUAGAGGAGAUGCUGCAUAUGGCCUACGAUAAAAGUGGAUAA